AUGUCCUACACUGCAGCUCUCCAAGAGGCAGACAAAACUUCACAUUCUACCCUUUCUUUAUUCAACGUGAAUGCUAUUGAAGACAUUGAUGGCGAUGUUUUGUGGGAGAAUUUCGACGCCGUUGAAGAUUCUUGCAACAAGUUGAAUAGAGGAACCAGUAGCUAUCUCGAUCCCAUUGCCGUUGGUGGCUUCAUUCUUCGCGAGGGCAGCAGGGACAUCGAUUGGGUUUGGCCAGUUGUUGAUCGUUUGAAUCUAUCCUUCUUUACCUCUGUCGUGUGGUCUAACAGCGGGUCAUACGAUGAAGCAAUAUCCGUUUUUUUCCAGCUGCUUGUCCCUGAACACCUUCAUGAUCGAGACGAGGUUAUUGAUAUGUUCUUGGAUCUGGUGACGAGGCGGAAACUUGGCGAGAAAGGUUGGCCGACUGAUGAGUAUACAAUGCAAGAAGUUGUCAACAAGAUGAAGGAGGACAUCGAGAAUGAUAUGGAAGAUGAAGACCAGUCGUUGCGUGAAAGGGUAUUGAAUGCCUUCAACAAAAGAUAUGGACAUGUGGAUACGAUGCCAUGGGAUGAUCUGGAGCAUAUGACCCAUCCCCAACGCAUGAAAGAGACAUGGUUCAAACUAUUACCAAUCGUAUUGGGUGCCAUUGAGAACAAGGUUGAUCUUCAGCAAGCCAAGGGAAAUGGAAGCGGCAAUGCUAUUGAGAUUAGCGACGAUGAUAACGAUUCCAACGCAGAAAAAGAAGAUGGCCAGGAGGAUGACUUUUAUGAUGCACCAACUUAUUUUGGCAACGAUGGCGACCGAGAAGACUACAAGUUUGAAUCGAUAGAUGAUGAAUUUGAUGAGUUGGAAGACGAGCACGAGACACCAGAUGAAUCACAUACUGGAAUGAAGCGUUCACACAAUCAAGAGGAAGAUGAUGUUGGCCCUGUUGACAAACGUAAACGACGUGAGCCCGUUGUCAUAUCAGAAUGGUCGGCGGUUGAACCAAGUCAAGAAUCUUAUAGCAAUCGUGAAGGCGAGAACGAUGACAUUUCUGGUGCAUGGGGCGAGGACAGUGGAUCCAAUAUUGAGGAUGAUUACAGGGAUGGAGCACCACUAUCCGGAGGUUAUUCCGUACGAGCACCAGGUUAUGCACGACGCAGCACUAGUCACAGCUCGAUUAGCAGCGUGCCUCGCUUUCAUGAGAAUGCAUCCUCUUCCCUUGUUGAUCCCGACCCACACUUCAAUGGAGAAGAAACCAGUAACCAUAGCGACAAUAGGAUGGAGAAUGAAAAUGGAUCAAGUCAAGCAGAAAGAUUACCCCAUGGUCUAGCAAAUACAAUCAAUCUUGGAGCUGUGUCGCCUAUUCCACCGUCUACUCCAUCACCUAAUCGGUCAUCUACUCCAUCACCUACUCAAUCAGCUAUCCAAUCACCUACUCGACCACCUAAUCAAUCAUCUACUCAAUCAGCUAUUCAAUCAACUACUCGACCACCUAUCCAAUCAACUACUCAAUCAGCUAUUCAAUCAUCUGAUGAUCAUCCCACGACAAGCAAUCUUGCCUCUUAUAGAAGUCGAAUUGAAGAACGAGGUGAUAUCGCUAGAAGUGGAACUACGCGAGCUCACAAUCCUCUACUGAUAUCGCAUACCAGCAAUGCUCAACAGCAGGAUGAUCAAAUCAACAACCAACCAAGCGCCAGUGUUACUGCAACUCUUCCAAUUCAACCCCGUCGUCGUCACCAUCGUCGUGAAUUGCCUGAUAUUGAGAUAGAUAACGCCACUGCUCCUGUUCCACAACAGCAAAAUGGUGAUCGACUACGAAAAUUGAAUGAAUAUUGGACGGAUGAGGAGGUUGCAGCGCUCGAUGAAGGUCUCAGAACGUACAGCAGACGAUGGGUUGCAAUCAAAGCAAGGUUUCCCGAUACCCUUCGCAACAGAACGAAUGUUCAAUUAAAGGACAAGGCAAGGAACAUCGCACGACAAAGGAGAAAGGAAGGAUUACCGCUGGAGCAUUAUGAAGGCUGUGGAUAA
Lichtheimia ornata is the source of this 2010-nucleotide messenger RNA. RefSeq lists its product as uncharacterized. The coding region runs from base 1 to 2010 and encodes 669 amino acids. The transcript is spliced from 6 exons. NCBI's taxonomy places the organism in Eukaryota, Fungi, Mucoromycota, Mucoromycetes, Mucorales, Lichtheimiaceae. The record is from RefSeq and is a predicted model, not a curated record.